Daldinia caldariorum is the source of this 2388-nucleotide messenger RNA. RefSeq names its product Gpi1-domain-containing protein. Bases 84 to 2252 code for a protein of 722 amino acids. Gene Ontology annotation, cellular component: membrane; endoplasmic reticulum. NCBI's taxonomy places the organism in Eukaryota, Fungi, Ascomycota, Sordariomycetes, Xylariales, Hypoxylaceae. The record is from RefSeq and is a predicted model, not a curated record. The transcript is spliced from 4 exons. Gene Ontology annotation, biological process: GPI anchor biosynthetic process.
GGAAUAUCUGCUCGGGAACAACUUCGGCGCAGAGGCUCCUUCUAAGUGGAGUACUCUGACGCUGGCUACCUGGUAACCUGGUCAUGCCAGAGCAUGAUAGACUGAUGAGGGUAUUUUGGCCGAACGACAUUCUUAGGUCCGAUGCCCCUGGCGUUAUUAUUGGUUGGAGGAAUUCAAGUCUCGAUGUUGUUGUGAUCGCGGUCUUGGACCAUGUCGACUCAAGAAGCGUCGAGAACGCGUUAAAGACCGGCAUACUAUUGAGAAGUGCGCCGCAUCCUAUACCUCGUAUAUUUGAGCUAUGUGGACAGUCGUCGAUGCAUGUUCUUGGAACUACAAACCGGGAAUCCCACAUCGAGCCAGACUCCUCCUGGGUGCGAGCUAUCGUUAGUCCAUCCGAACGGGUACCCAAGAUCACCUGUCCUAGAGCGUCGAGCAUUCAAAUUGUUUUAUUCGAGAGGCCGAUUCCACUUCGUAUGCAGUACAUAUCCUUGAAUCCAAUUGCACUCUCGCUCGCCGAUAAAGAGGACCAUGCAUUAUAUCAUGCGUCCGAUAGUUCGGAGGCUGAGGAAGAGAAACAGGAACGAAGGAAUAAGCAAAAAAGGCGUCUCUUGGUAGACAAGCUCAAGAAUCACUCAGUCUUCAAGCAUGCUCCCUCGCUUAAAGACAGAGCUCUUGAGAGAAUCGUCAAUCAAAUCAACUGGGCAUGGGAGCUAGAACGGCUGCUGCAGAAAAACGUGCCACUUAUCGGUACCAGGCCUAAGCGUGCUCUCAGUGUAUCCGAGCGGGUGGUAGAGCAAGCUACAAACAUGAGGAAUUAUGUAGUCCUUUGGAUAUGGGACGUGACCAUUCUUUAUCUAUUCCCUAUAAUCCGCAGGGCCUUUAUACUACUUCUCCUCGGCCACCGGUGCGCAGCUGAGGCUUUAUUACUUAUACUGGAAUGGAGAGCUCGGCCAAGCUCGCCUGCUCUCAAGGAUGUAUCUGCAACAGCUCAGCAAGUGGAAAUACGCCUCCAGCAGUUCUGCUACUGGCCUAUGCAGUAUGUAAAACUCCGUCUCCGGAAAAAUGACUGGGCUAGUGUUACGACCAGCCACCCAGAUUACAUACGAUUUUAUAACAGCCUCUGGCUUGUAGCCAACGACGUUAUUAUCGGGAUUGCCCUUGGCUCUUAUAUCAUCGAGAAUGCUGAGUGGGUGGCUGACACGAUAAGCAUGCUUCUGGGGAGUUAUACCAUUGACCUACUACGGACCAGCAUCUCUUGGCUCAUGGGUUGGCCUGCUGGUUUAAAGUUGAAUAGCGAGUUGGCCUUAUUUUUGGGCGACUUGUUUCUUUGGGUUAUUGACUACUGGUCUAGUUGCAUUGGCACAUUAGAGCCAUUACUGCCUCGCGUGGUUUGGUUCAUUGGGUUUUCUAGCUUCGCUGGAGCUAGUAUGCCUAUUGCCCUUUUCUCCGACUUGCUCUCGGUCCUCACGAUCCAUAUUUACUCGUUUUACCUGGCCUCGGCCCGUAUUUUUCAUUGGCAGUUGACGAUCCUUCUUUCCCUUUUCCAACUAUUCAGAGGCAAAAAGUAUAACGUGCUGCGAAACCGAGUGGACGCCUGCGAUUACGAUCUCGACCAGCUGCUUGUCGGUACCAUCUUAUUUACACUUUUAUUCUUCUUACUACCUACCGUUGUCGUGUUUUAUCUUAACUUUGCCCUUGCACGCAUGGUCAUCAUAUCAUUCAAAGCUAUUUUCGACACCAUGUUGUCUUGUUUAAACCAUUUUCCAUUGUUCGCACUGAUGCUUAGGGGUAAAGAUCCUCGGCGUCUCCCGGGCGGCAUUCGUUUUGAACUUCGUGAUACCCCAUAUAGACUUAGCACUAAUUCUACGUCGCCUUUGCCGUUCCUCUCGCAGCCUACUUCCGUAAUCUAUCUCAAGCCUAUACCUCUUGCGUUUACAGCAAUGUUUCACCAGUAUUUCCAGAUGGGUAGUCGUAUUCGCAAACACUACUUAUCACCUCGGGUACUAUUUUGUCUCGUUACGGGCCGUUUUGUUCCACCAAUUCAUCGGAAAGCCCUCUACUCUUUACAAUAUAGCAUGCUCCCGGCGCGUCGGGCGGGCAUCAUGGAGAUGUGGGAAGCGCUCAACUCAUUACCGGCAAAGAAGCGACCUGUACACGUGCACCCGUAUGCGUUUGCCUCUACCAUAAACCUAGACGGGAGACGGCAUAUGAAUGGACGUGCGGGAAGAGGUAUGAGUAAGGAAUAUGAUUAACGAGGCAUCGAGUGUGUAGACGAUAUAGACGACAGCGGUGAUGACGGGUAAUGACAUUCUGUAUACCGGAAGCAAAACGAGAAGUGAUACUUUCAAUGCGUCUGAUGAGCGUUCGUUAAUACGAUAGGUAUAGAAC